AUGGCCCGGAAAAAGAUCCGAGAGUACGACUCCAAGCGCCUCCUGAAAGAGCACCUGAAGCGCCUGGCCGGAAUCGAUCUGACUAUCAACUCUGUCCAGAUCACAUCGGAGACGGAUUUCGCGAAGCUCGCGAACGAGCAGCCAUGGAUGAACAGCACCCGCAUGGUGGUGAAGCCGGACAUGCUCUUCGGCAAGCGAGGCAAGAGCGGCCUGGUGGCUCUCGACCUGGACUUUGCAGGGGUGGAGGCAUUCGUUAAGAGCAAACUCGGCAAGGAGGUGGAGAUGGGACAGUGCAAGGGCCCCAUCACGACGUUCAUAGUGGAGCCGUUCAUCCCGCACAAGGAGGAGUACUACCUCUCCGUCACCUCCAAACGCCUGGGCUGCGACGUGAGCUUCUCCGAGUGCGGCGGCGUCAAUAUCGAGGAGAACUGGGACAAGGUGAAAACCAUCUUUGUGCCCACAGAGUCGGAACUCACAUCAGAGCUCUGUGCGCCGCUCAUUGCCACUCUGCCCCUCGAGGUGCGGGAAAGCAUGGAGAAGUUCAUCAAGGGCGUUUUUGCUGUCCGGGAAAGCAUGGAGAAAUUCAUCAAGGGUGUCUUUGCUGUCUUCAAAGACCUGGACUUCACACUGAUAGAGAUGAACCCCUUCAUUGUGGUCAACGGGGAGCCCUUUCCUCUCGACAUGCGCGGCGAGCUCGACGACACGGCACAGUUCAAACACUUCCAGAAGUGGGGUGACGUGGAGUUUCCUCUCCCCUUUGGCCGCACCAUGUCUCCUUCAGAGGAGAGGAUUCACGAGAUGGAUGAGAAGACGGGGGCCUCGCUCAAGCUCACCAUUCUGAACCCCAAGGGCCGCAUCUGGACCAUGGUGGCAGGCGGAGGAGCUUCAGUCAUCUAUGCCGACACUGUGGGGGACUUGGGCUACGCACAGGAGCUGGGCAACUAUGCUGAGUACAGUGGAGCGCCCAACGAGCAGGAGACACUGCAGUAUGCCCGCAUCUUGAUUGACUGCGCCACAGCCAAUCCUGACGGCCGUCCACGCGCGCUGCUGAUUGGUGGAGGCAUCGCCAACUUCACAGACGUGGCCAAGACGUUUUCCGGCAUCAUCCAGGCUCUCCGAGAAAAGGUAAGUUGUGGGGAUUUGCGGAUGAAAAGGCUUUUGAGGCGACUCAAAAGCAACUUCAAAGACGUGGCCAAGACGUUUCCCGGCAUUAUCCAAGCACUCCGAGAAAAGGUAAGUUGCUAG
Molecule: messenger RNA, 1245 nt
Organism: Closterium sp. Naga37s-1
Lineage: Eukaryota; Viridiplantae; Streptophyta; Zygnematophyceae; Desmidiales; Closteriaceae
Source: the annotation of a GenBank genome assembly